Messenger RNA from Drosophila novamexicana, 1924 nucleotides. Its product is annotated as mediator of RNA polymerase II transcription subunit 1-like. Bases 494 to 1741 code for a protein of 415 amino acids. Lineage: Eukaryota; Metazoa; Arthropoda; Insecta; Diptera; Drosophilidae. The record is from RefSeq and is a predicted model, not a curated record. The transcript has a single exon.
UUUGAUUUACCGUAUGUUCUGUUUGUAAAUAUAUUUACUUGUAUAGUCUAUUUUCUAACUGCAUCCGUUUUAUUUGAUCUUGUUAUUCCUGUGAUGGGUUCUAUUUUGUUUGUGAUCCCUAGUUUGAUAUCAAAUAAGUAUAAUAAGUAGAUCCUCUGAACAUUGCACGAUUUUGUUACUAUUUCAAGCAUUCAGAUGAUUCUUUUUCACGUGGAAUGUGCUUUAAAACAACUCUUGGUUUAUUUGACACCUUCUCUUUGCAUUUCUUAUAAAGGGCUUAUGGAACCAUUAAUAAACUUUAUACUAACGAGUUUCUCUUCUCUCCCGCUCUCUCUUGAACACUCGCUGCUCCGUUCGCAUGACCCGGGAUAUGAUUAACAAUCGCCACUGUGCCACUUUUUGACACGUUCUGCCUUUGAUUGCUUUAAUUUGCUUUCUUGGUUCGUUUUUCAUUUGUUUGUCUCCGCAUACACUCACACACACGUACACUUACAUGCACACCACCACGCGCUUCCUUUGUCAGGCUAGUUUGAUGACGUCGACGGCAGCUUCGACGACAAUCAUCCAAACCACAACAACAACAGCAGCAACAACUCUAGCGGAUUCAUCGGGCACAGCAGUAUCAGCAACAUUAGCAGUGGAAACGGGAAUGGGAACAUCAAGUGCAACAAUAACACAGCAGCAGCCGCAGGGACCAGCGCCACAUAGUAGCGACAACUGCAGCUCCAGCUCCACUAGCAGCAGCUCCAUUGCGGGAGCCGCCUCUGACCUCUCCACUGGGUACAUGGUGAAGCCGAGCAGCCAAGAGGGCCUCAAACUGACCAUCAAUAAAACGGGCAGCGGAAAGAGAGAGAGCAAGGGGGUACCAACCGGCUCCUCGUCGUCGUCGUCCUCGACUAGCAGCAAGAAGCAGCACACGGGAUUGAAGCCAGGCGUUAACAGCGGACCGGCUUCAAAGAAGGCGCUUUCAUCAGCUUCAGGCACAGGGUCAAGCAGUUCCAGCAAACACCUUUUCCAAAAGGCCAAUUCUUCCGGCAAUCUAAGUAGCAAACUAGGCGGCUCCUCCACUUCAGGCGGUGGCUUGCCGUUGACCAAGAGCAAUAGCACCAACUCCUUCCAGGAACAAAGUGUACCCAAGCGCCGACCCAGCAUGUGCAGCCCGGGUAACACUAGUGGAGGCGGAGUGCAGCGCAAGUCAUCGCUAACGGCAUCUGGAUCGGCGUCUGGCUCAGGACCAGGAUUGGGGGCAGGAAGAAUGUCACCAGCAGCGUUGACCGGGUCGAUGUCACAGCCGCCACCGCGCUUCGAUCAUCACACGGACAUGAUGACCAUUCUACAAUACGCUUCGCCCACUAUGGCAGCCAGUAUGGAGGGCUUCAUCAAGGGAAUGCAAAACAAGUUUCAGAUACCCAAAUUGUCUCAGCGACCUAGUGGCAACAGCGGCGUAGCUGGACACACUGCUAGCCCAUCAGAGCAGCCGUCAGCAACAGCAUCUUCCUCCUCAUCCGCAUCGAUAUCUAUAACCUCAUCGCAGGAGCAACAACAGCUUAAUGCAGACUUGAGUGCUCUGGCAUCCAGCCUAACAGCUACGCCCAGUAGCAGCAGUGGAGCGCAGAAUCCAUCGACACCUCAUUCCCCAGCUACAAGCGAUAUGCUACUCAACUUAAGCAGCAGUGAGGCAGUUGGUGCAGGUGCUGAUGGCAUCGACGAGGAGCUGCUCGCCAGCUUGGCAGGCGAAUGACAUUUCGAACUGCACCCGCCACUCUCAGCAAUCCCAACUUAGUUCAAUUGAUGUGUUAAAGGCCUUCGGCUAAACAAUGACGAGAAGCUGUUCGUUAAUAGUGUAAGGUGUAAAUAUUAAAUGGGUUUAUAAAGCUGCUGCCUUAACUGAAAGAAAUUCUGUAUUAAUUUAAAUAUAUUACAU